Molecule: messenger RNA, 2939 nt
Organism: Larimichthys crocea (large yellow croaker)
Lineage: Eukaryota; Metazoa; Chordata; Actinopteri; Sciaenidae
Product: alpha-(1,3)-fucosyltransferase 9-like
Exons: 2
Coding region: 322-1410 (362 amino acids)
Cellular component (GO): membrane
Molecular function (GO): alpha-(1->3)-fucosyltransferase activity
Source: RefSeq, a predicted model, not a curated record
CAGGUGUGCCAAUCACCUCCCCUGGCACUCCUCUCCUGAGCCAGCUCCACAUCUCUUCAAUGCAGCUGAUGCCACGCCCUUGACAACACACUCCUUCCAACUCGAAUUAUGCUUUAUCCAGUAGUAGCAAAAAGAAGAGACUCUGGCUCUCAGCUAUUCAUAGUGUUUAAUGGGAUAUUCAGGAGAGUGUGUCACUGUAACUGCUUUUUUCUGUACAUCAACUGGGUUGGUGUUUAAUUUAGUCCUUCGGUGUAUGUAUCAAAUGUCCGACGCAGUUGGUCUAUACUGAAGUUCAAAAAGAGACAUCCCGCCCUCAGAAAGAUGACUUUACCAGCUUCCAAGAACGCACUGAGCUUUGCAAAGCUAGCUGCUCUGGGCCUAAUAGGCUCUGUUCUUGUAUUCAUUCUGUAUUUUGAGCCUCCAUCUCCUGGUUGCCCAUACUCAUCUACAUUAGCUGAUGAGGGAAAUGAUGAAGGUGCAGCUCCAGAUGAAAAGCCCAUAGUCCUGCUGUGGUUCUGGCCUCUUGGUGUGAGGUUUGAUUUCAAAAUUUGCUCUACCUACUUCAAAGUUGACAGCUGUGUUCUGACAGAUGACAGAGCACUCUACAACAAAGCAGAUGGAGUCAUUUUCUUUCAUAAAGACAUAGAUUGGCAUCUGCGAAAUUUGCCACAAGAUCCACGCCCAGCUUUUCAGAAGUGGAUUUGGUUCCAUGUGGAAUCCCCGACGAACACGCGGAAGAUACCAGGUCUGGAAAACUGGUUCAAUUUAACACUGAGCUACAGAAGAGAUGCCGACAUCACGGUGAGGAAUGAGCUCACUCUCAAGGAAACAGAAGAUGACUUUGUUUUGCCCAAGAAAGACAAACUGGUAUGUUGGAUUGUGAGUAACAAAGACCCAGGCACUGGAACAUCUGUGAGAGACAAGUAUUAUAGCGAACUGUCCAAACACAUCAAGGUCCACAUUUUUGGUAAAGCCUAUGGGCAGUUUUUAAGCUAUGAAGACUAUUACUCAACCCUUGCUAGCUGUAAGUUUUACCUCUCAUUUGAGAACUCAAUCCACAGAGACUACAUCACAGAGAAGGCUAACGGACCCCUUGUGGCAGGGGCAGUGCCUGUGGUUUUGGGUCCACCAAGAGAAAACUAUGAACAGUUCCUUCCCUCCGAGGCCUUCAUUCACAUUAAUGAUUUUCCUGACGCAAAGUCACUGGCAGACUUUUUGCUCAACUUGGACAAGAACGAUGAGGCGUACAUGCGUUACUUUGACUGGAGGAAAUUCUACACAGCCACUCCUCAUCUUCUGUCAACCAGCAACGAAUUCAUUCAUCCAGUCUGCCUCGCCUGUGACCACAUGUCAAGAGAUAAGGACUUUCACGUAGUUCAUGAUCUUUACAAGUGGUACUUUUCUGAAUGAGGACAUCCUGUGAUAGUGGCUCAUGCAUUCACAGACUGCUACAGCUGAAGGAAACGCUGAACUUGACUCUGAAUAUUCCAUCAUGUAAGGUUGUUUUUACACAAUGUGUUAUAUCAUGUUUAUUAAUCAGCUUCAGAGGUCUGAUUAGUAUAUUUUGUUGUCAGACUAGCUCUUCCCCUACUUCUAUUCUUUAGGCAAGCUAGGCCAACUAGGUGCCGUCUGUAGCUUCAUAUUUAAUGGACAAACAUGAGAUUGGUCAAUUUCUUUCAAAAUUGUCCUUUAACUGGAAUAUUAGGACAUUUAGCCCAUUUACCACUGCUUUUUAUGAUCAGGCAAAGAGUUAUUCUGGUAACAAACAAAAAAACAGAAAAUGGUGCAUAUUUUUAACAUAAACAUUUUUAACAUAAUUUUCUGAAAAUGUAAAACUCAUUGGAUCAGUCAUAUUAUUUAAUCUAACAGACAAUCAUAGGAAAACAUUUCUGGGAUGUGGAUAAGUGGUGACAUGAAUAAAUGAUUAAAUAUGAGUCAUUUCUGAAGCAAAAUUCUACUGGUUACCUGUUUGGUAGGUAAAAAAGGGCAGGUUAAAAAAAUAGUUUUGGAGUUGACAAAAAUGGAUAGUGGUGCAGAUAUGUUUGUGUUUUUGUUUAGCUAAAUGUUUAGCGAAUGACUGAGUAUUUGGGAAAAUGACAGACAAUCAUUGUCAUAAAAAUCAGGGUUACACAGCUAUUUAGAUGUUUUAACUUAUAUGAUGUUUAUUCCUAUUCAUUACGUGUCUUGAGGGCACUUCCCUUUAUUGCUGUUUUACUGAGACUGGCAGGGUAAGGUAAAGUUCAGGUUAAUGUAUAUGUUAAAAAUCUUAAGCUUUCAUGGGUGGAGAUCACCUACAACCAGGAGGAUGGAAGGAGUCUAGCAUCACAGGGGAGGUGAUAUAAGGACUAGGGUGUGUUUUGUUAGAUCCUUUUGUUCCUGUCUGCCAUGCUGCCACAUGAGUGAGUUGAUGUAUUUCAGAUUGAGAUUGUUUAUUUGUCCUUUCAAUUAUACCUAAGGUUAUGCAUCCUAAUUUUGUGUAUUUCUUUUGAACAUAUCAAAUGUAUUGUUUGUUAUCAACAAAGACUUGAGAUCUCUGUAACUCUGAGUGGAUGCAUUAAUAAGUAAGCUUGCUAAUCUUUGUUUAUUCUAGUUUAUUGUACAUAUGGCAGUGUCUUGAUUUAUGUCUGUUUAUUGUACAGAUAAACAUCUUUCCCUACCAUCUGACCAACUACCUCAAACUCACAAAUAAACAGUUAAAUGGCCUCUUGGAUCCUGUGUGUUUAAAUGUGCACCCCAACUAGAAACUCCAUGGUCCAGUCAAAUUCAUCCUCCACCACAAGUAACCCUCUUGAAAUAUACAGCCCUUUAACAGUAUAAAUAAAGGAAUUCCAGAAUAAAAUGAGGCCCAGGGACAGGUCAGAGAGGUGACAUCUAGAUUGGGGAUAUACUAGCUACUGAUUAGGAGAUAUGUUGAAGAAAACUGUUUAGAUGCUAUAUAU